This is a messenger RNA of Trichosurus vulpecula (common brushtail), 943 nucleotides long. RefSeq names its product N-alpha-acetyltransferase 60-like. Gene Ontology annotation, molecular function: protein-N-terminal amino-acid acetyltransferase activity; histone acetyltransferase activity. The record is from RefSeq and is a predicted model, not a curated record. Lineage: Eukaryota; Metazoa; Chordata; Mammalia; Diprotodontia; Phalangeridae. Gene Ontology annotation, biological process: N-terminal peptidyl-methionine acetylation. Gene Ontology annotation, cellular component: Golgi membrane.
UGCCGGUUACAUAACAACGCCCGCACCGGCUGUGGCUGCUUUCCCUGCGACGCCGCGUCGCCCCCAGGAUGCUCUAGAAGCUCCCCCUUCCCGGCCGCCGGCUCCCCAACAAGGCUUGAAUGACAGAGGAAGUACCCUCCAGUGCACUUAGUGAGGUCAACCUACGUCUUCUUUGCCACGAUGACAUAGACACAGUGAAGCAACUCUGUGGUGACUGGUUCCCAAUUGAGUACCCUGACUCAUGGUAUCGUGACAUCACUUCAAAUAUGAAAUUUUUUUCCCUUGCUGCAACUUACAGAGGAGCCAUUGUGGGCAUGAUAGUUGCUGAAAUAAAAAGUAGGACAAAGGUACACAAAGAGGACGGAGAUAUUCUAGCGUCAAACUUCUCUGUUGAUACACAGGUCGCAUACAUCUUAAGUCUAGGAGUGGUAAAAGAAUUCAGAAAGCAUGGAAUAGGUUCCCUUUUACUUGAAAGCCUAAAGGAUCACAUAUCUACUACGGCUCAAGACCACUGCAAAGCAAUCUACCUGCACAUCCUCACCACUAACAACACAGCAAUAAAUUUCUAUGAAAAUAGAGACUUUAAGCAACACCACUAUCUGCCCUAUUAUUACUCCAUAAGAGGGGUCUUCAAAGAUGGCUUCACCUAUGUGCUCUACAUCAAUGGGGGACAUCCUCCUUGGACAAUUUUUGACUACAUUCAGCACAUCGGGUCUGCAUUAGCCAACCUGAGCCCGUGUUCAAUUCCACAGCAGAUUUAUCGCCAGGCCCAGAGUCUUCUGUGCAGCCUUCUGCCGUGGUCAAGCAUUUCUGCCAAGAGUGGCAUCGAGUAUAGCAGAGCCAUGUGAUUUGGUCAGAAGGCCCUUCCCAGAAGCCACCAAGAGGUGCCUGAGUAUCUAAUUACCUUCACCUGAGAGCCUCGCCUCUGCACCUCUAUAAACCA